This is a messenger RNA of Nilaparvata lugens (brown planthopper), 3386 nucleotides long. It is a transcript of the gene IleRS-m, whose product is annotated as isoleucine--tRNA ligase, mitochondrial. Gene Ontology annotation, biological process: isoleucyl-tRNA aminoacylation. The record is from RefSeq and is a predicted model, not a curated record. Gene Ontology annotation, cellular component: cytosol. NCBI's taxonomy places the organism in Eukaryota, Metazoa, Arthropoda, Insecta, Hemiptera, Delphacidae. The transcript has 2 exons. The coding region runs from base 309 to 3209 and encodes 966 amino acids. Gene Ontology annotation, molecular function: ATP binding; tRNA binding; isoleucine-tRNA ligase activity.
UGGAACUUGGAAAUACGAAACUACAAAGCUGAAACUGAAAGUUAACCUAACUUUAGUACUGUACUCCCGGUACACAUUUUAAUUUUUGUUAUGAAAAUACAAUUUAUUUAGAUGUGAUAAUUCAAGUAAGCGUGAUAGCAAUCUCAAGAGUGAUACUGUUAACAAUAAUGAUAAACGUGAUUGGUGAUAAAUUCAGAAUAAGUUUUAUAGUUAGGUAUUGGUGUAUUAUUUCAUCAUAGAUGUGGAUGCAUCAUUACUACUGUAUUUCUGUUUAUUUAUUGUUAAUUCAUUAAAUUAUAAUAUUCAAAAUGAUUAACAGCUCUUCCAGUCGUUUAAAAGUUUUUUGUAAUAGUUGUUUGAGAACAUACGCUUCUACAAAGAAGAAGAAAGUACCUAAGCACUAUGAGAAACCUAAAGACAGUGAAAAAGGUAAGAACUAUAGAGGCUCUGUACUUUUGCCUAGGACAGAAUUUCCAGUAUGGCUAACUUCUGCUGAACGUGCCACUGCAGUUAAGCAGGUUAUGAAAUCUACUGAUUUUUCAAAUCUCUAUUCAUGGCAAAGAGAAAACGUCAAGGGAGACGAGUUUAUUCUUCAUGAUGGUCCACCUUAUGCUAAUGGUGCUCCACACAUGGGCCAUGCUAUCAAUAAGAUUCUCAAAGACAUAACAAUCCGGAAUAAAUUGCUUCAGGGACACAAAAUUCAUUAUAAACCGGGAUGGGAUUGCCAUGGACUCCCUAUUGAAUUGAAAGCGACUGCUGGUUCUGUCGCUGAAGGGAUUGAGUUGUCAGACUUGGAAAUUCGUGAUCGAGCCAAGAAAUUUGCUGAAGAAGCAAUCAAAAACCAAAGAGUAAUUUUUGAAUCAUGGGGUGUGAUGGCUAAUUGGGAGAAUGACUGCUAUUUUACAUUUGACAAAAACUAUAUGAAAAAUGAAAUGAACCAGUUCUUCAAUCUCUAUGAAAGUGGAUUUGUUUAUCAAGACUACAAGCCAGUUUAUUGGUCCCCUAGCUCGAAAACAGCACUAGCAGAAGCUGAAUUGGAGUAUAAAGAACAACAUGUUAGCCCCGCGAUCUUUAUAGCAUUUGAGUUGUCUCAUGUACCUGAAAAAUGGCAGAAAACAAUUGGAAACGACGCAGUUUCAGCUCUGAUAUGGACAACGACUCCCUGGACUCUACCCGCCAAUCAAGCAGUGGCUUUCAAUCCCACUUUCAAAUACUCAUUGGUGAGAGUAAGUGGACAGUCUGGCACUUUUCUUGUAGCUAAAGACUUAAUCCAGUUUUUAAGUAAAAAGUUCAAAGAAACUAUUACUGUUGUAAUAGAUGUGCCAUGCAGUGAGUUUCAGGAAAUAAAAUAUCGUCAUCCUUUUGAUAAAAGUACCGAAUUAAGGUUCCUACAAGCUACUUAUGUUACUUCUGAUAAAGGUACUGGAUUUGUGCAUACUGCCCCAGCUCAUGGACAAGAUGACUUCCUACUAGGAUUGAAAAAUAAUUUAGAAUUGGUAUCCUUUGUUGAUGAAGAAGGAUGUUUCACAGAGGAAGUAGGACCUGAACUUUCUGGAUUAUAUGUGUUGACUGAAGGUAAUGAUGCAGUCCUUGCUCUGUUGGAAAAUCAAAUUAUCAAACAGGAAAAAUAUGUUCACAGUUAUCCAUAUGAUUGGAGAACACACGAGCCUGUUAUACUGAGAGCAAGUCGGCAGUGGUUCAUUGACACUAGUUCUUUAAAGGAUAAAGCUUUAGAUGCAUUGAAAAACGUGAAAAUUCUACCAGAUAAGGCAUCUAAUGGAUUUUUUUCUCUAGUUCAACACAGACCUUACUGGUGUAUAUCUCGCCAAAGAUUAUGGGGAAUACCAAUCCCUGUAGUUUACAAUACUGCUACUGAGAAACCUGUCAUUUCAAGAAGAUUAAUAGAUCAUUAUCAAACAUUAAUAGACAAGCACGGUUCUAACUUUUGGUGGUCACUGGCUAUUGAUGAGCUAGUACCAAAAGAAAUACGCGAAGAGUUGGGGUUGGAUGUGGAGAGUUUGGAAAAAGGUAAAGACAUACUUGAUAUCUGGCUCGACAGUGGAUUGUCUUGGUCACAUGUAUUGGGAGAGGAGCAAGUUGCUGACAUAUAUAUGGAGGGAGUUGAUCAGUUCACAGGUUGGUUUCAGUCGUCUCUGAUGACUUCAAUUGCGUUGAGAGGGGUGGCGCCCUAUAAAAUGCUGCUCGCACAUGGGUUUGCUGUUGACGAGGAAGGCAAGAAGAUGUCCAAGUCAUUGGGGAACGUGGUGAGUCCUCAGGAUAUAGUGAGUGGAGGCGUAGAUGCGAAGAAGCAGCCUGGAUAUGGUGUUGAUGUUCUGCGAUGGUGGGUGGCUGCACAUUCAUUGCAACACGCGAGAGUGCCUGUUAGUUCAACACAUCUCUCCGAUAGUCAACAGUGUGUCAAGAAGCUUCGCCUGCUUCUGAAAUUCGCUCUAGGAGUCAUCAACGAUCUACCUUCCCCCAUGAACAGAAACGUGGACCUCUUCAUUAUCGACCAAUACAUGAUGCACUUGCUCUACAAUUUCCACAAUCACGCCCAACAGCUCUACAACAACUACGAGUACAACAAAGUGUGUGCACAUAUUGUGAACUUUGUAACCAAUGACAUUUCAGCGUUCUAUUGUCAUCUAGUGAAAGACAGACUGUACUGCGAUGAAGAGGACUCCGAUCGUCGCAGAGCUGCGCAACUCACCAUGGACAAAAUACUGCAAGUAAUCAGUCGAGUUGUGGCUCCUAUUCUGCCCAUACUAGCUGAAGAAGUCUACCUGUAUCACCCCUCAAAAACUGGCAAAGAAACAGUAUUCAAAUCCGACAAAAUCUGCGAUGAAUCCUGGAUCAACCAAGACGUGGAAGACAGUAUGAAACUAGUUUUGGACUUGAAGAAACAAGUUUUGAAAGAAACUCCAAUCAACGCACAGAGUCUUGAGUUGGUUUGUGAAGUAUCGGCAUCUCCUUCAGUUUACAAUUUACUGAGGCAGUUUCAGAACACCGAGAAAAGUAGUGAUUCACAACUGGUUGAAAUUCUUCAGGUCUCCUCUGUCAGUCUCACAGAACACACAUCCAGUGAUGAGCUUUUCAGUGUUAGAAUGAAAUCCGCCUAUGGAAUUACAUGUGUGAGAUGUCGAAGGAAUAGAGUAAAUGUUUUAGAUGAAGACUUGUGCCAGAGAUGCCUGCAAGUGCUGGAUAAAUAAAGGUAUGAGCGGAAUAUAAAAAUAAUACUAUGUGAAAAGUUGAAAACGUCUGUAGCUUGGCAUUAAAAAAAUGUUUUUCCUAGAAUCAAUAAAUUAGAUCACAUCAAAUAUUAUGUGCUCGAAAAAUAAUAUUGUAUAGAGAUAGUGAAUUUUAUUAUUAAAAUGUGAGAAAUACAA